Molecule: messenger RNA, 676 nt
Organism: Megalops cyprinoides (Indo-Pacific tarpon)
Lineage: Eukaryota; Metazoa; Chordata; Actinopteri; Elopiformes; Megalopidae
Gene: mrpl57
Product: mitochondrial ribosomal protein L57
Exons: 2
Coding region: 143-454 (103 amino acids)
Biological process (GO): mitochondrial translation
Cellular component (GO): mitochondrial ribosome
Molecular function (GO): structural constituent of ribosome
Source: RefSeq, a predicted model, not a curated record
CGGAAACAGGUCGGAGGCCAUUCACUGGAAAUGUGUAAAAUGUGGUGGUAGUUCGCGAUAUCGCAGUUCUGAAAGGAUCGAAACGAUUUUUUAAACUCUGCCACAAGCAACAAAACAGAUUCAAAGUAAGCGAGGCGCCACAAUGUUCCUGACGCUUGCCUUGCUGAGGAAAGGGAUCCCGGGGAAGCAGUGGAUCGGGAAGUACCGUCGGCCGCGGCCUGUCACCUGGCAGAUGAAGCGCAACAUUCUGCUGCGUCUGGAGAGGGAAGCGGAGAACGAGUACUGGAUAAGCCGGCCUUACAUGAGCCGCGAGCAGGAGAGGGGUCACGCCGCGGAGCGCCGCCUGCAGAACUGGCUGGACUUUAAACACGCCAAAGCCUCCAAGUUUCCCGAACACAAAUACAUCACGGAUCACCUCAGCCACCUCAAUACCACCAAGACAUGGGCCAGCUAAGGCCACUCGGUUGCACUCGCGGAAGAGGGCAUCUCCGCGUAAACGGUCGCACCAGUAAUGCGGACUUGAGUACGGCUGAAUUUCGAUUGGGGUUUUCAUUCAGAACUUGGAAGUGCCUGAGUGCCUUCAAGAGAUUGCCGGAAACCUCUGGUGUCAAAUGUCCACUGUAUCGUUUGUUACUAUGUUAGUCCGACUGUAUACAUCUGAAAGCCCUUAGUGUGU